This is a messenger RNA of Postia placenta MAD-698-R-SB12, 171 nucleotides long. RefSeq lists its product as hypothetical. The record is from RefSeq and is a predicted model, not a curated record. The annotation marks the transcript as partial. The transcript has a single exon. Lineage: Eukaryota; Fungi; Basidiomycota; Agaricomycetes; Polyporales; Adustoporiaceae.
AUAUCCACUCUUGCCGAGUUCUCGUAUGGUCUUUCGACGCUCUCGGCACCCAUCCUCAAGAAAGCCCGUGAGGAAGCAGCAAAAACGCACCAGUACUCGUCUGCAGAGACAGAAGCCCCGAGUGGUCGUCAAAGAUAUCGCUGCCCAAGUCCGAAGCUGGCGGGGAGUCCA